This is a messenger RNA of Pyrus x bretschneideri (Chinese white pear), 1253 nucleotides long. Its product is annotated as putative HVA22-like protein g. The record is from RefSeq and is a predicted model, not a curated record. The transcript has 7 exons. The coding region runs from base 274 to 1140 and encodes 288 amino acids. NCBI's taxonomy places the organism in Eukaryota, Viridiplantae, Streptophyta, Magnoliopsida, Rosales, Rosaceae.
AAGGGGCAAAAGCAAAGCCAACAAAACAUAAGAUAUGGUAAUGUAAACGGCACAAACACCUCUCUCUCUCUCUCUCUUCCCUUCUCAGUCUAUUACGCCGCCGACACCGUAACGGUUCUUCGAGCCUUUCGUCGGUGCGGUUCUCCUGCGGCGGCGAUCUCCGAACUGUCCGGCGAUUCGAGUUUUCUGUUAACUCUCUCACUGCUCAGUGCCUUCUUUCAAUCCGCUGAUUCCGUUCAAAUUUCAAAUUAGUCUUCGAGCGGUACGCAAAAGAUGAUAGGAUCCUUUCUUACCAGAACACUUGUGAUGGCUCUUGGCUAUGCUUAUCCAGCUUAUGAGUGCUACAAAACCGUUGAAAAGAAUAAGCCGGAGAUUGAACAGCUUCGCUUUUGGUGCCAGUAUUGGAUUUUGGUGGCUGUUUUGACUGUAUGUGAGAGAGUUGGUGAUGCUUUUGUUUCCUGGGUUCCCAUGUAUAGCGAAGCUAAGUUGCUCUUCAUUAUAUAUCUGUGGUUUCCGAAAACAAAGGGAACGACCUAUGUGUAUGAUUCCUUCUUUAGACCAUAUCUUGCAAAGCAUGAAAAUGAAAUUGAUAGGAACUUGUUGGAACUAAAAACUAGAGCUGGUGACAUGGCCAUUGUGUAUUGGCAAAGAGCUGCAAGCUAUGGUCAGACGAGAAUAUUUGAUAUUUUGCAGUAUGUUGCUGCACAAUCGACACCAAGGCCUCGCCCUGCUCAGCCACAACAAGGUGUUAGGCGCCAACCCACCACACCACCUCCAAAUCGCCAGCCAGCUGCAACUACGCAAUCACAACCCGAGGAACCGCCAUCUCCCACUUCCAGUACUUCUUCAAGCAAGGACCAAAAGGAGAUAGUGGAAGCCUUAGCACCAUCACCAAAGCCUAAACCUGCCCCUCAAACGGCAGGUUCAAUUACUCAAAAAGCCACAGCAACAGCAGCUGCAUCUGAAUCAUCUAGCCAAACCACCCCAACUGAAGAGGCUGCACCAACGCAGACUGACGCAGCGCCAUCCUCUUCGGCAACUGAAGAGACAAAUCCUCCCCCGAAAGAGACGGUCAUGGAGGAAACCAUUCGGGUCACACGUGGAAAGUUGAGGAAAGCACGCUCCGCAGGAAACCGUUGAAAUUUCACAUUUUUAGAUUUGCGUAGGUGGACAAUGACGGCUCUUUGAAUUGUUGCUGUAACCGUGAUGUAAAUUUGGCAUCCUCUGCUUUCUAUUUCAUUCGUUUUUUGGUC